UUCAGGGCAGUGUGACUCAUAGGUUCCCAUCCCUGCAGAGUGCCCUGGAGCACCAAGCAGCACGGCCAUGGAGCCCCUCUCCUUCCAGGAAUACAUCUGCUCCCUGGACCCCGCCACCCUGCCCCGCAUCCUCAGGAUUUGCUCCGGUGUCUACUUCCAAGGGUCCGUGUACGAGAUCUCAGGCAACGAAUGCUGCUUGUCAACGGGCGACCUGCUGAAAGUCACAGCCGUGGCGCUGCAGAAGGUCAUCUGUGAGGACACGGAGACGGGGCAGACAAUGGAGCUGCCACCGACGUUUAAGGGUACGUUCCAGCCCGCUCCAGCACCGCGGGGACCCCUCCUGGAGGGCAACAGGCGACGGGGGCUGACGCUGCAGCAGGCGCUGGGCCGGUGUGACGGGCGGCCUCAGCCGCUGCUGUGCCGAGCCCUGGGCCCCCGUGCGCUGCUCCUGCGCCCUGUCUACGAGGUGCACGCUGCCAUGCACCUGCGUCGGGACGUGGUGAAGAUCCCCUCCACGCUGGAGGUGGACGUGGAGGACGUCACAGAGGAGGCGCAGCACAUCGACUUCGCCCGGCCACUGCUGCUGAGCGAGGUGCUGGGCAUGGAGGACGUGCUGCCAGCCCAGGCUGAGAUCCUGGAGGGCCCGUCUGGCCCUGCCGUGUUCCAGAGCUCCUGGGUGCUGCGGCUGCGCCAGGGGCAGCGGCUGCUGCUCCACGGCUGCUCCGGCGCAUGGCGGGUGCUGGCCUCGGCCCCGGGCAGGAGCCGCCAUUUCCUGCUCUCCAGCACCUACCAGGGCCGGCUCCGGAUGCGGCCGCAGCAGUUCACGGGGGUGCAGGAGCUGGCGGCUGCCCUGCACCCUGGCCGAGCCCUGCGCGUGGUGGUGACGCAGGACUGCGAGGGACGAGGGCUCCACGUGCCUCCGCUCAGUGUCGGCGACCGGCUGGAGGCUCUGGGGCUGCAGGGGCAUGGCACCCGCCUGCGCUGCCGCCGCCACAGCGCCGAGGAAGAGGAGGGCGAAGAGCUGCUGCUGCCGCUGGACAUGGGGGGCAGCUUCGUGGAGGAGACGUGCAGCAGCAAGAAGUAUGGGCUGGCGGAGCUGCUGGAGCAGCAGGCGCUGCCCUGCGAGGUGCGGGUGGUGUCCCCGGACCCAGCGCUGGCGCAGGAUGCGCUGGGCACCCUGCCCGCCCUGCGGCUCGAGGCACGCCUGGACCAGCCCUUCCUGGUGGGCAGCUUCUGCGAGGAGCCGGAGGAGGGCUUCGAGGUCCCACCGCGGUGGAUGGACUUCUCCGUCCUCCUGCGUGAGGGGCCCGUGCGCCCCGCGGCCCCCUGCGCCCCUGUGGAGGAGCUCACCGAGACCUUCUACUACCGGCUGCUGGCCCAGCUGCCCGGCAGUGCGGCCUCACCACCCCCCCGGCCCCCCAAGCCAGCGCAGGCAGGGAUGGGCUCUAGGGGGAAGCCCCCCUUGGCCCCCAGACCCUCUGGCCCUGCUCCAAUGGGUGCCUGCCUGGCUCCUCCAGUGCUGCCCCAGAGGAGCACCUCCAGCCUGUGUGGACAGCGGGGACUCCCCAGGGAUGCAGGCACAGGGAGCGACAGCGCUGAACAUGAUUAUGAAACUAUUGAUGACACCAUCCAAAAGACUGUGCACAAAAUGAAGGCGAUUUUCCCCUUCUAGUCCUCCAGCUUGUGAAAGCCACCCAGCCUCCAAGCACUCUGAGACCUUACGUGACAUUGGUUCCUUGCAGAGGCUAAAUACAGCCCUGGGGAUGCACAGCAGAACCUCCACUUGUCUUGGUCCUGCAGAACGGUGCCCACGUUCUUCAAAGGCAAGCAGGCUGCACGGGGCAGCCCUGGGCACAGACUGAAUCCCGCUGUCGUGCUGUGAGCUGUGUCCUCAGCUAUCACACGGGGGACUCUCCAACAGCACCAGACCAGCAUAUUGCUGGGUGGCCACCAAGAUGCCACUGAGAUGCCAGCACAGGCGCUGGGACAUGGACCUUGCUCUGCUCCACUGUGCUGACAGGGUGCCUGGGCUGGGAUUAGAGGGUGCUUCCAGAUGGAGAUGCUCUAGGGCCAGCAUGUCUGUUUGGCGUGUGGGGAGACAUAGAACCAUGACAAGUUCCUUCAUGCGGUACAAGCUGUGCCCCAGCUGGGGCUCAAUGCACCCAGUGACAUGUUUUCACGGUUGCCUGUCAGGAACCCACUUCUCUUAAGGCAGAAGCUGCAUUUUCCUCAAGUACAGCCACAGUUGCUUCUCCCUCUGGCCUGAUUUCUACACCAAGGUUGUAUAAACACUGUAAAAAUGUUGUGGUUUUAGGUUUUGCUGGUUUUCUCAUCCAUGUUUAACUGCACUUGCAGCUGGAAGCAACGUCUGUCCUAUAGAGCUCCCCCCCCAGUCCCCUUCUGCUUGCAGGCAUGCUUGUGGCACUCUUUCAGACUCUUGGCACCUACAAUGGUGCCAAUGAGCUGCACUCAUGGCACUGGGUGCAAAAAAAUCACCUGAAAACCAAAUAAGGACCAAAGUUCAAUUCUUCUUUCCCUGGAAAUUUGGCAAAGCUCCAGGGAAGUGGCAGAGACAAAGACCUGAUGGUCCUGAUAUGCAUUAAAGGAGAAGAGCAGCUGAUGAUGGGAGAGCUUUCCACUGAAAGCAGGCAAGGAUGUCACUCCUGCACCACUUCCUGUGCUCCUUUCUAAUCAGAGCUGGAAAAUAAAUUGUAAGUCUCAUUUAA
Messenger RNA from Strigops habroptila (Kakapo), 2726 nucleotides. It is a transcript of the gene THEMIS2, whose product is annotated as thymocyte selection associated family member 2. The record is from RefSeq and is a predicted model, not a curated record. The transcript is spliced from 6 exons. Bases 68 to 1672 code for a protein of 534 amino acids. Gene Ontology annotation, biological process: T cell receptor signaling pathway. NCBI's taxonomy places the organism in Eukaryota, Metazoa, Chordata, Aves, Psittaciformes, Psittacidae.